UAUGCACAUGCUUUCCUUUUCCCUAUUGAAUUUUUCUUUUAACAAUUUACAUUUUUUCCCUUUUCUUUUGCUUUUGGUUCUGGAAAUCCGUGAUUACUGCAUUGAGGGUUUUGGAUGAGCUCUGCAAACUCCUCUGAUCUUCAACUUAUUCAGAGGAAGCAGAGCAAUGCGGAAAGGUCACUCUGAUUUGUCGUUAGUUGAAGAAGUUAGUGGGAGAGGCAACAUGAGAGAAAGCUGUCAUUUGAAGAAAGGACCUUGGAUGAUAGCAGAAGAUGUGAUCCUUGUCGACUAUGUAAAGAAGCACGAUGAGGGGAAUUGGAAUGCUGUGCAGAAACACUCUGGACUUUCCCGAUGGGGGAAAAGCUGUCGCCUGCAUUGGGCAAACCACCUAAGACUGGAUUUGAAGAGAGGUAUGUUUUCUCCAGACGAAGAACGUCACAUAGUUGAGCUACAUGCUAAGUUGGGAAAUAAAUGGGCACGAAUGGCUGCUGAGUUGCCUGGACGAACUGAUAAUGAGAUAAAGAACUUCUGGAAUACAAGAAUUAAGAGAUUGCAACGUGCCGGCUUGCCAAUUUACCCUCCUGAUGUGUACUUGCAAGUAAAUACAAGUCAGGAAGAGGGCCAUAAUGUGGCGUCAACGCCAAAUCAGGACUCCCUUGGUUCCAAUCUCUUGCAUUCAGAUGAUUUUGAGAUUCCUCAUGUGGAAUUUGAGAAUCUAGAAGUCAACCAACGAUAUUUGUCUUAUUCACCUGAACUUCUCAACAUUCCUCCAAAAACUAUCGGUCCAUCCCAUGGUUGUGGCCACAUGUUGCCAAUGGCAUGCCCUCCUAAGCAUCUUCAGGAAAGUGUUGGCAAUUAUAUCUCAAUGCCCAACCAAUUGACUGAUUUUGCUUGUGAGGAAAAUCAUGGUGAGCCCUACAAAUCAUCUUCUCCAUAUGAUUCUGAUUUCAGUACCAAUGACCAGUCAUCAUUUGGUGUACCUCCUGGCACUGAUGCCCUUCUAAGCAGUAAUUUCUCUCCUUCUGAGCCCUUGUCUGGGCCUAUGAACAUGGAGCGCCCUUCAUACCAAUAUUCAGAUUAUCGACAAGAUAGCUGGGUUAAUCCUUCAGUCCCACUACCUUCGGUUGCGUCUGUCGAUUCUCUGAUCCAGUCCCCUCCAAUGAAGCGGGCCAAGUCAGAUAUUUUUACACCACAAAAUAGUGGUCUUCUGGAAGCAAUACUUUACGAGUCACAGAAACUUAAAAGCUCAAAGGAUGAUUCUUGUCAGCAGUCUUCUGCUUCUAUGCUUGAUGAUGUGACUGAUUCUCCCCUGAAGGAUAGCAGAUUCGAAUUUGAAGCACACUGUGACUCGAGUUCUCCUUCAGCUCAUUCUGCUGCAUCGACUCUUAGUGAGCACACUCCGGUUAGUUGAAAGCAU
Molecule: messenger RNA, 1417 nt
Organism: Hibiscus syriacus
Lineage: Eukaryota; Viridiplantae; Streptophyta; Magnoliopsida; Malvales; Malvaceae
Product: transcription factor GAMYB-like
Exons: 3
Coding region: 167-1411 (414 amino acids)
Source: RefSeq, a predicted model, not a curated record